Molecule: messenger RNA, 1035 nt
Organism: Triticum turgidum subsp. durum (durum wheat)
Lineage: Eukaryota; Viridiplantae; Streptophyta; Magnoliopsida; Poales; Poaceae
Source: the annotation of a GenBank genome assembly
AUGGCCGCCGCCGUCGCCGCAGUGAUCUCGCCGGAUCUCUUCUCGUUCCACGCGUCCAUCGCGCCCUUGCCGGCGCCUCCGGCGGGCGCUGAAGACGACGAUGGCGACUUCGAGUUCCGCAUCCCCGCGGCGGUGGCCGCGCUCUCCGCCGCUGACGAGCUCUUCUCGGAUGGGAAGCUCGUGCCUCUCCUCCCACUGCUGAAUCCCGCCUCAGCCUGCUCGGCUCCGCCGUGCGUGGAGGAGGAGCCUCCCUCGGAGCCCGUCUCUCCCCGCGCGCCGCGGUGCGCUGGGCGGCGGUGGCGUGAUCUCCUCCUCCUCGUGACAAAGAAGCCCAAAGCCGGCGAGGCCAAGGGUCGCGCGGAAGCGUCUCUGGGGCGUCGGGAGGCGCAUUCGCGGCCGCUCCUCUCGCGCGACUCCUCCUCCUCCUCCUCGGCCUCCUCGUGCGACUCCGGCAGGAACGCGCGCCGCCCGCCGCCGCCGUCGCGCCCGCCCCUGCGGACGCGCUCCGCGCCGGUGGCGAGCCUCCUCCACCUCAUGUCCAAGAAGAACGCCGGCGACUGCAGGAACGGCGCCGCCGCGGCCGCUGCCCCGAAGCAGCGCCAGCAGCAGCAGGCGUGCGCGCACCCGCUCCUGACCCGGGCCUCCUCGUCGUCCUCGGCCUCCUCCUCGGACUCCGGCAGGAACUCCCGCCCGCCGUGGCACCCGCACGGCCCCGCGCGGCCAUGGCGCCCCGCGAUAGCCGCCGAGAGCCCGCGCGUCAGCGCGUCCGGGCGCGUGGUGUUCCGGGGCCUGGAGCGGUGCUCGAGCACGCCCGCCGCGGCGGGCAUCGGCGGCCUGCGGCGGCCGAGGCCGAGGGGCAUGGAGCGGUCGUACUCGACCAAUGUGCGCGUGGAUCCGGUGAUCAACGUGUUCGGGUUCGGGCACCUGUUCUUCCCAGCUUCGCCGGCCAAGGAGAAGAAGGCCGACGCCGCGGGCGGCGGCCGGAGGAGCAGGCCGGAGAAGCUGGCGAUGAUGCUGAGAGAUCCGCAGGAUUAG